AUGGAGCUACACGGAGAAGAUGAGCAACCGCCACCACCGCAGCAGCCCUGGGCACAGAGUCUAGGCUCAGAGGAGGACGAACCCCAAAUACUUCUUUGGAAAAGUGAGUGGACCAUCAGAAGGAAGGAGAGCAAUAAACAGGUCUCUAGAGAUCACUGUAAACUUAUAGUGGAUGAAAAAUCUGGUGAGGCAGCACUGGAAGACACCAGCACCAAUGGAACAGUAAUCAACACGCUGCAAGUUGUCAGGAAGCAGACUCACCCUUUACAGAGUGGGGAUAUCGUCUAUUUGGUACACAGGAAAAAUGAUCCAGAACACAAUGUGGCAUACCUCUAUGAAUCUUUAAAUGGCAAACAGAUCCUAACUCAAGAAUCCCUUGGACCUGGGAAUACAAGCAUCUCCCCAAAAGAAUGUAGUUCACUUGUUGCAAAUGGUGAACUCUCUAGCCUUUUUCCAGUUUUCCAAGACAAAGAAGCAUCCUUUUCUUUGUUGGAAAUCGAAGACCCCGAGGAAUUGGAGCCAGCCCCCCUCCCAAAAAAAGGAGAUGAGGAGCUUGACUUGAACCUCCAGUUAUCAGUCGCAGACCAGCGUGUAAAUGCCCAAAUCUCAAGUGAGGAUGUCAAAGAUGCCUCUCUGAAGCCAAACAAGAUGGAGGAGACACUAACCUGUAUCAUCUGUCAAGACCUUCUGCAUGAUUCUAUGACUUUGCAGCCUUGUAUGCACACAUUUUGUGUGGCUUGCUACUCUGGUUGGAUGGAGCGUUCAUCUCUCUGCCCUACCUGCUGAUGUCCAGUGGAGCGGAUUUACAAAAACCACAUCCUGAACAACCUCAUGCAAGCCUACCUUAUCCAACACCCAGAAAAGAGUCGCAGUGAAUAAGAUGUGAGAAGUAUGGAUGCAGGAAAUAAAAUCACUCAAGAUAUGCUGCAACCCAAAGUCAGGAGGUCUUUCUCUGAUGAAGAGUGGAGUUCAGAGGACCUGCUACAGCUGUCUGAUGUUGAUAUUGAAUCCUCUGACAUCAGUCAGCCAUACAUUGUAUGCAGACAGUGUCCUGAAUACAGAAUAGUGCAGUCUCUUCCUUGCCCAGUUCUAGAUAGUGAGCUGGGAGCCACACAGGCCCUUGGUGAGGAAGCACCUUCAACAUUUGCCAGCUUGACAACCGCCCCGAGUUAUAUGUACCCCUGUAGGGUGCCCUCCUGUGGUGAACAACGAACUCUUGAAAUUCAGGACGGCGACAUCGGUAAAUUCCCGGAUAAGGGACGAUAA
Molecule: messenger RNA, 1266 nt
Organism: Rattus norvegicus (Norway rat)
Lineage: Eukaryota; Metazoa; Chordata; Mammalia; Rodentia; Muridae
Source: RefSeq, a predicted model, not a curated record